This is a messenger RNA of Phascolarctos cinereus (koala), 2117 nucleotides long. Lineage: Eukaryota; Metazoa; Chordata; Mammalia; Diprotodontia; Phascolarctidae. The record is from RefSeq and is a predicted model, not a curated record.
AUGAGAAUAGCCGUGACGAGGAAUGAAGAUGGCCGGGAGAGCCAGUGGGAUGGAGGAGCCGUCGGUAGCAGCCGAGGCGGUGGCGGCCCCGAGACCGUGAUCCAGUGCGGUAGAGAAGAGCAGGCGGCGGCUGGAGAAGGGGCCCGCUCCGGGAGCGCAGCGAGAGUGCCGGGUGGCUCCUUCCAGGCGCGGCGGGCGCGGCGGCGGCGGGACUGGUUCGCGGGCUCCAGGGUCAGAGCUGCCCGGGCACGGGCGGAGGAGAGCCGGGAGCAGCGGGAGCGGGCGGAGGAUGAGCCCUGUGCGGGGGAGGAGCGGCUGCUGUCGCCCGGCCUUCCUGCUCUACCCGUUCGCUCCCCGCGCCUCCUGCGCUGGUUGGGACAGUUGUUAGUGCUGGAGGAAGCGGCGGCGGGGGGCGGUCGGGGCCCGGGCUGGGCAGCAGCAGCUGGCUCGGCCCGGGGCGGGGAGACGGCGGCGGCUGAGCCUCCUCCACAGAGGUGGUUUGCUGUCUCAUGCACCGACCAGACUCAACUUUUCUCCUUCCCUUUUUCCUCUCUUCCCCCUCCCCAGCUCGACGGGGCAGCAAGUAAGGAACCAAAGCCCACCCCUGUUGGCUCCUUGAAGUUUUUGGACCGGGGUUGGGGCUGGCGGAGAUCACGCCCCGCUGUGCAGGUUUGGAAGGACUUUGGCGAGGGGGAGUUAGGAGAGGGGGUCUUUGCAGGCUUUGCCGCGGGCAGGGCAGGGCAGGGCAGGGGGAGCCUCGGUCCUUCCCCCCGGUCCCAGAUGGAGGAGCAGACUCAAUAGAUUCAGAACUUGGACGCUUGGAAUUUCCUCUUCUCAUGUAAAAGAUGGAUGCCCUUUUCUUCUUUUGCUUUGGUAGUUUCGCCCAGUUUUCCGUUGUGCCUCGGGUGGGAUGGUGGCCCGAAAAACAGUCCUCCCGAAUCAGACGUUCAGACGUGCAGUCCAACUAACGCAAUAUUGAUAAUCCACGAUAACCACAGCCGAGGCUCCUCGGAAUGCUGGCGGACGCCCUCCGCUUCACCUAGGCUUAGGGCGAGCUCCGCACGUCCUUCCGAAGCUCUUCGAUCUGCGUUCAGCUUCUAUAGUUCUUUCUCUGGAUGUGGUUAGCAUUUUUUAUCGUGAAUCUUUUGGAAUUGUCUUGGAUCGUUGUAUUGCUGAGAGCUAAAUCUGUCAUAGUUAAUCAUUACACAGUGUUGCUGCUGCUGUGUACAAUGUUCUCCUGAUUCUGCUAACAUCACUGAGCAUCAGUUCAUGUCAACAUAAGGAGACAGAUGUCUGUAGAGAGGUGUAUGGAGCUGUGCGACUUGGGAACUGAACUGAGGACUGGAGCUGUGUCCUAAAGCAAGAAGAAUUCCUGGGUCCCAGGUCUGGUCCCUAUGGGCCUGAUGCUCAGCAGGAAGCAGUCACAGGUGCAGACUGUGGUAGCUGUGUCACAUUACCCAGAGCUGGGUCAUAGAUUCAGUGCAGACUGAGAAGGGGAAUUGCAGCUAGUGGAUCAGGGUGGAUCAGGACAAAGAGGAGUAAUGGGUGUUAGGUUAUACAUACCGGACAAGGAGCAGGAAGCGAAGGAAGUAGCAGCUGUGGGAUUCUGACUCCUGAAGCACAGCAGAGUCUCAGAUUUUGCCCCUAACCCAUUCUAGAGACUAUAGUGGGAAAAUCAGGGCAGGGGGCUCAGACCAAGGGGCAGCUUGCUAUGAACAUGUAGAAUCUUCCAGCUAGCUGAUGGUUACUGGGCCAGGAGAAACCUACUAGGCCUUGUAAAAGGAGGGCAAGCCCAGAGUUGUGUUGCUCAAGCCCUAAUGCUAGUCAGAAACCUGCAAAUUUCUGACCAAGAGUAGAAAUCUGACCUCACCCUGGAUCAGACUUGAAGCAUCCAGUAAGUCGUCUGUAUUCAGAUGAAUUCAAUGAAUUCAAAUUCAUUACCCCAUAGAAUUUGAUUUCUGCCAGGACCUGGUUGCCCAUUUUCCUGCAAACAAUUGGUCUGAUUUUCACUUUGGGGGCAUUCUUGAUUAUCUUCAAGAGUGAAUCAUACCACUGAUGCUGAGUGAAGUGAGCAGAGUCAGGAGAAUGUUAUACACAGUAACAGCCAUGUUGUGCGA